Molecule: messenger RNA, 540 nt
Organism: Fusarium fujikuroi IMI 58289
Lineage: Eukaryota; Fungi; Ascomycota; Sordariomycetes; Hypocreales; Nectriaceae
Exons: 2
Coding region: 1-540 (179 amino acids)
Source: RefSeq, a predicted model, not a curated record
AUGGCUGAUGGGAACGCUCGAACCCGCAACGACACUUUCGAUCUCGCGAUAUGGCCUUUCGCUAUUAUGGCCAGGUAUGGCGUGAACCCUCCGACAAUGGUCGACAUUUUCAAGGAUCUCCUUGUUCAAUGCCGUAUUGUCCCACGGUCUUCUCUUCUCCCUGGCCCGAUAGGAUGGUAUCUCUGCAGAGCUGAGUUCCUUCGAUGUCAUUACAAGACCUUCGCUGCGUCUGUUACCCUCCACCACGUACAGUAUGGAACACCUAGGUGGAAACUAAAGGAUCGAAUACAGGGCUGUACAACACCCUCAUGCAGACAUGCCUUACGAGCCAUAAUCACUACACGAACAGGCGCGAAGGUGAUCAUGGUGAUUCGUGACGGCGUGAAAUGUAAGAUGGGGGCCCAAGACAGAGUCUCCAAUUGCAGUGAAGCCCAGGCCGUCGAAAGGAAGGUUGAGCAGAGGACUGUUGACGUGAACAGGCAAUUAGCAGCCACCGGACGCCCAGGAACCGAUGCGGUUUUAGCUGAAGUCUGGGAGUAG